CGUGGAGGAGUCAGCAAGUAAGACCUUGCGCUCAUUUGCUCACAAAAGUGAAUGUGGCUGCGAGAGAGAGAGCGAGAGAGUGAGAGAGAGCGGGAGAGAGGAGGGAGGAGUGAGCAGAAGAGGGAGGAGUGUUUGAGAUAUUGUCAUCCAGUCCUGUCAGGGAACAGACGAGAACGGCAGCGGGAAGCGUCAGCAAGUUACGGGAUACGGACGCGGAGAAGAGCAACAAGGGAGCGAGGCGCAAAUAAAAGGAAUACACAUGGAGCCACAUCUGCAAGGGGCAACGAUGGAAUGACAGAAAAAGAGAAAGCAUUUUGUUGCUUCCGGCCUUUCCUAUCUCUUCCCACUUCUGUUUGGAGCAUCCCACAGUGAAAACACAUACAUAUGAUAUAUAUCUAAAAUUCCUCUACAUAUAUAUCAAAUUAUGCCUGUUUUCAAAGAAGUUGCAGCUGGACAAGGAGAGAAUUGACAACAAUUGGGUUGAGUGAUUGGGGGGGGGGGGGGGGGGAGAUAAUAUGCAACAAUUUUCCCUAAACUGUUGCAUAUUAAUAGAUUGGCAUUGUUUUGGGUCACUUUUUGUUCAGGUGCUCAUAAUGUGAAUGGAACAUUUGAGCAACUUAAACCUGAGCCAGCCUCCAAAAGAACAAAAGAGCAUCUGCUGCAGUCCAAGAGAGCUUCCUUUGAAAAUAGGACAUGUUUUGAUGUGUCGAUGGUAGCACGCUCGUGUUCCUGCUCCUGCUGCUGCUGUUGCUGUUUGGGCUGUCGCAUCACCUCUUCACCGUCGUACUCCACAACGAGCUUGGGGAAAUUCAUUCUGGCCAAACUUAUGCCAGUGAACAACUCCAAAGUGCAGAGAGAGCAAGUCUCUCUUGACCUCACGCUGAUAUUUUAUUAGCGUCGCUAACAAUCCGGCUUGGAAAGCAAUCAUGUAUUUUGCAGAAGAACGAGAGUGGGGCAUUUCAAAUUAAGGGUAGGAAGGAGUUGCUUCCUUUUUAAUAGACAACCAAAUAAAUCCAGCAUCUUUUUUUGAUUGCAUCUCUUGUGCAGCAUCACUUUGAGCUCCAACAUCACCCCCCCCUUUUUUUUUUUUUUCUUCCUCAAGUAGGACAAGGCUAAACAGACAAUAGCUGGUGUCCAGGCUCUGUUACAAAUCGUGGGAUGCAAAGAUAGGAGAGCUUGCAAGGGGCGGGCGGAAGGGAAACAGGAGGGGGGUCAAGCAAAAGCAGACUGGGUCCAAAAAGCCACUGGACUCCCUGAGUGGUAACUGGAAGCCACUGUGUGUAUGUUGUGUGUGAGUGUGUGUGAGGACAAGACACCACCACACGUGGAAAGGGAGAGACGCCUCUGGACAGUCGGCAUCUGAGGAUUACAGCUGGAUGAGUGCCCAGAGUUUCCUUUUAAACAACAGCUGCCUGUUGGCUCCUUGACUGAGAAUAAAUUGGGGAAAAACAAAAAAACGAUGCCUACCACUAAAAUAAAAGAACAAUUGUGCAUCCAUGAUGUCAGCGGAAAGAUGAAAGAUACGAGUUAAUCGAGCGGAGUGGAGGAGGCAACAGAGAACUCCCGUGAGAGACGACACACUCCGGUGAGUUUUCCUUGGGACGUCGGAAGUGAUUUGGCGCCGCUUAUCAGAUGUGUUAGCCACUCAGGAAUACGAGAAAUGUCCCUCGAAUUGAGAAAUCCUCCGAGAUGGGAGUUUGGGACUCUUUGUGAGUCUUAGAAGAACCCCCCCCCCCCCCCCCCCACCUGUUCUUCUUUUGACACUUUCACAGAUUGUUCUUUGACUGAGCAAAGUGAGAAACAGAUUGCAGGAAAUGCUCCAAAAACGUUUAUUUGUGGCCAGCGAGCUUCUUUAAACUGGAUCCACCGCAAGGAUUUGUUUCCAACUUCUGGAUGUCAAAUGGAAUUGUGAAAGGUUCUUUUAUGUUGGCUCUUUCGAUUACACAUCAGCACUGAGGCAUCAAGACCAAGGACCUAAGAUGUCUGCCUACACGCGACCGAUGCUGGUUAGCAUUCUUCUAGGUUUGAGUUCUCUGGGUGGUCUACACCGUCGGCCUUUGGGCCUGGUUUCAGCCCAGGUUCCUUCGAGUAACCUCACGACCGAGCCCUCGGUGUUACCGGAGGCCGCCCUGGCGACACCGACCCCGGACUCGGAGGAUAAAACUCUAGGCGGCGCUAAUCGUUGCUGGGGCUACUACGACGUGAUGGGCCAGUGGGAUCCACCGUUCAAUUGCAACGCGGGGAUCUACAGCUUUUGUUGUGGCUCCUGCUUCUACCGAUUCUGCUGCCAAUUCAAAAUCCACAGUUUGGAUCAGACUUCCUGUUCAAACUACGACACGCCCGUCUGGGCCAACACCGGGAAACCGGCGGCGCCCGUCACAGAGGUCCAUCAGGAACCAGACCGCGAUCGAACCCACAUGAUCGUGUAUAUUAUCUGCGGCGUGGUGGCCAUCAUGGUUCUCGUCGGAAUUUUCACCAAGUUGGGGUUGGAGAAGAGUCGAGGUGGACAGACGGACAUGACCAAUUCCAGGACUUUGACAGAGCUGCUGAAGCAGCCAGGCGAGGCGGGAGUUGUAGAUGGAACCGGAAUACAGCACCCUAUAGGGACCAACGGGAUCUCGGCCAGGGCGUUACGCUCCAACAACGACCAUAACCAUUUGAAUAAUGCAGCCCUGUCUCCUCUGGGCCCAGCCAUGGCCUUGUCUCACCCUCAUAACAACCUGGGAAUCGGUUUCAAUAAGUAUUCUUCACUCAAGGGUGUAGAUACAACUCCGAGAGACUACUACAAGAGCUACCCGAUGGUAGUUGAUUACACCCACCGCCAGUCUCCUCCUACUUUCCAGCCGAUCAACUUCCACCCAAAGGAAAAGCCUUUCCUCCCGCCGCCGGACAUCCACGCACCGCUGGCCAUCACCAUCAACGCCUCCCAAAUCCCUAAACCCAAGAUAUCCAAAACCAACACCCACCCGCUCACGUCGGGCUCUGCUUUUAAAGUCUGGGACCCCAGCAAGAGCCACGUCCAGCGCCCGGCCGCGUCGCAUAUGGUCCUCCAGGGCCCGCAGCACCACCACACCAUCCAGCAGCAGCAGCUGCAUCACCAAACGCUGCACCAUCAACCCAACAGCCGGCGUCAAGCCUACUCCAACAAACGUCAGUUCAGCAUCGAGACGCUGCCGGAGCUCUUCUCCCAACCGCUGGGUUACGGCCAUUCGCCGCACAUGCACCCCAAGCACAAGGGACUGCCUACUAACAGCAAGACAGAGGUCACCGUUUGAACAUGAAGACAUCCCAAAAAAAAAGAUGGGCUCUGAUAUCUUUUAUAUCCACGGCCUAACUGAACUGCAGGGAAGGGCAGGCAAAUAUCGUGUAUGAUAAGAUUUUUUUUUUACUGCCUUUUCAUUAUCAUUACUGAUAAUAAGAACAUGGCCGUGCUUUGUAAGAGCCGAACAGCAGACAAACCGAGAAGGUGAUGUAAAUAAUCGUUGGCAUAGCAGCUCGACUCAAUUGCACACACUGGCAAGAAUUCCCACAUGAAGUUCCUAUUUACCCCCGCACGCACCAGCGCUACCCAUUUGAGUCCUAUCAGGGUCUGCUCGGGCAGUGUUUUGGCCCCAAGACUGUAGCUUCCCAUCAGCAGAGACAAUGCCAUCAAGUUGUCAGUUCCCACCACCCUCCAGCCCAAGGGAGGGUGAGAGAUCAGCCUGGCAAUUCAUAGCAGAGAAGGGGGACUGAGGGUUAUUUUGCCUUAUUCCAGGGGCGAAUAAAAGAAUGAGAACCACAACAGUGGCGCAAAGUACACACUUGUCAAAAAUUACAGAGGUCCGCCAGGAGCGUUAAAGACCACGGUUGCAUCCACCCGCCCCCAAAGCAGGCACAAAUACAUAAUAUUCCUCUCUCAGCCCCGGAAAGUGCACAUGAAUAAGAAAGCUCAGUUGUGUAAGAUUCUAAUUCCAGUUAAACUCCCUUGUGUUCCCUCCAGUGGUAGUUCAAAAUGUUCCACAAUAGAAAAAAGAUUGCAACCAUCAAGGUAAUUCAUCUCAUCAAAAGAGUUCAUAUUUUCACACCAGCAUGAUGAUUUUCCUGGUUGUAAAAUAUGCCUGCUUGAAUC
Molecule: messenger RNA, 4108 nt
Organism: Syngnathus acus (greater pipefish)
Lineage: Eukaryota; Metazoa; Chordata; Actinopteri; Syngnathiformes; Syngnathidae
Product: protein shisa-8
Exons: 5
Coding region: 1980-3275 (431 amino acids)
Biological process (GO): regulation of AMPA receptor activity; regulation of short-term neuronal synaptic plasticity
Cellular component (GO): AMPA glutamate receptor complex; dendritic spine membrane; postsynaptic membrane
Source: RefSeq, a predicted model, not a curated record